AUGGGGGCAAAUGGAAGCAAAAUUACGCCACAAGAUAGGGCUAUUCUUGAUCUCAAAGUGCAAAGAGAUAGGCUCAAGCAAUACAGCAAAAAGAUCCAAAUCGUUGCCCUUAGAGAAAAGGAGAUAGCCAAAGAGGCUCUCCUGACAGGGAAUAAGCGCAAGGCAUUAUUAGCUCUCAAGAAGAAAAAGUAUCAAGAAGCACUCCUCGAAAAGACAGAAACACAGUUAAUCAACCUUGAAGAGUUGACACAAUCCAUAGAGUUCGCUCUAGUAGAGAAAGAAGUUUUGGCUGGAUUGGCUCGUGGUAAUGAGAUCUUGAAAGAAAUCCAUAAUGAGAUAUCAUUGGAACAAGUAGAACAGUUAAUGGAAGACACAGCGGACGCAAUUGCUUAUCAGAAUGAAAUCGAAGAAUUGUUAAGCGGAAAGAUUACUGAUGAAGAUGAAGAAGAGAUCAUGCAGGAGUUAGAAGCAAUAGUGGAAGAACAGAUCGCAUCGGAGAUUAACGCGAGCAUGCCCAAAGUACCAGAUGUCGAACUGCCUGCUUCCACCAAAGUCCAUAAGAAGCCUCAAAAAGAAGAAGAGCAGCAAAUGUUACCAGCAUAA
This is a messenger RNA of Paraglomus occultum, 603 nucleotides long. NCBI's taxonomy places the organism in Eukaryota, Fungi, Glomeromycota, Glomeromycetes, Paraglomerales, Paraglomeraceae. The record is from the annotation of a GenBank genome assembly.